AUGGCUCCCCUGCAGUGUUUCUACCGCCCAUCAAGCGAAAAGGGCCUGUCCAGCGUUACUUCUCUGGUCGUCGGCAGCAAGGUUGGGGUUCUCUUCGACCCUCCCUUCUUGAUCCCAGAUGCAGAAGCAGUGGUCAAGUGGGUGAAGGAGACCACGCCGCUCCCUAUCAAGGCUGUCUUCAUCACUCAUCACCAUCCUGACCACUAUUUCUCGGCCAAUCCGAUCCUCGAAGCCUUUCCGGAGGCUGUUCUAUACGCAGCUCCCUAUGUCUGCGCGGGUAUAGACAGGGAAUAUGAUGACAAGAUCAAGUACUGGCCCUCAAUUUUUGGAAAGGACGUUCCCCUGCAGCCUCGAAAGCCGACGCCGUUCACUUUCAGCUUUUUGCAGCUGGAUGGCGAUCCGAAUUCGCCCAUUGUCCUUCUAGGACCUUUGCAGGGCGAUUCUGUCGACCACACCUUGUUCUGGUUACCCCAAGAAAAGGUCGUCAUCUGUGGUGACUCUGUAUAUGCGCGAAGCACGCAUGUUUGGGUUGAAGAAAUCGAGACCCCGCAGAUUCUAGAAGCAUGGCAGAAGACCCUGGACGUCAUUGAGAGCCUUCAGCCUGUCAAGAUCAUCCCAGGUCAUCUCGAAGCAGGGUGGGAGCUCAACGCCAAAGAGGACAUGGCACAUAUGCGAAAGUAUCUGAACUUGUUCUCAGAGAAAAUCACCCAUGCACCCAGGAAGCCACAGGUCAAGGAUCUGUACACAACGUUCAAGGAGGCAUUCCCUCAGGCAGACAAGAAUCUCGAUUUCUUCUUGGGCCAUUUGUCAAAUCAGUUCGGAGAAGGCGGCGAGGUGUGGGAGGAGAACAGGCACCACAAUGUUGGUGCGCGGACCAAGACAGACCUACUGGGUUUCCUGCUGGCCUAAAAGGGGCCGACAUAGCUUGCAGAUUGUAUAUGUUAAGGGUGCUAUGCAGGUGUAAAUAAUGUCAAUGCAACGUCUUGCC
Messenger RNA from Exophiala oligosperma, 988 nucleotides. RefSeq lists its product as uncharacterized. NCBI's taxonomy places the organism in Eukaryota, Fungi, Ascomycota, Eurotiomycetes, Chaetothyriales, Herpotrichiellaceae. Gene Ontology annotation, biological process: secondary metabolite biosynthetic process. The coding region runs from base 1 to 909 and encodes 302 amino acids. The record is from RefSeq and is a predicted model, not a curated record. The transcript is spliced from 2 exons.